AUGCCCGCCACCCCGGUGACGGUGGCGAGGAAAUCGCAGAACCACCGUGGCAGACUCAGUACUCUCAAGACAACUGAAUGUCAGGGAAAGAGUAAGUUCUUCUUGGAGCACCAAGCCAUCAUGGAGGAGGAGAACAAAGUCUAUGACACCAGUGCACACAGCUGGCGGUUUACAGAACCAGCACCCUUGCUGAUAGGUAAAUGGAGAUUUCCCAAGCCUGUACUAGAUGAAAAGGCAAAGGAAGAGAAGGCACGGCUAAGCAGGGAGGAGAAACAACUACUUCAUGAGAAACUGCAGCGGCGUCAACGGGUCGAAGCAGAAUUACAGCGGCGAAAGAAACAGUUCCCCCCUGGGAAGGCACCAUCUGAUAAGCAGCUGCGGAAGGAGGUCAUCACUCAUCAGAGAGGAUCGUCUGGCGAGGGCUGA
Messenger RNA from Miscanthus lutarioriparius, 426 nucleotides. NCBI's taxonomy places the organism in Eukaryota, Viridiplantae, Streptophyta, Magnoliopsida, Poales, Poaceae. The record is from the annotation of a GenBank genome assembly.